Blumeria graminis f. sp. triticale is the source of this 1788-nucleotide messenger RNA. The record is from the annotation of a GenBank genome assembly. Lineage: Eukaryota; Fungi; Ascomycota; Leotiomycetes; Helotiales; Erysiphaceae.
AUGAACUUCGAAGCAAUCACAGCCCCUGAGCAGAGGCCUAAAAAUCGAAGCACUAAAUGCGACCGUGAAGAAAAAUGGUGGAAAAUACACCUUUUUAGGGGCAUAGUAAAUGAUAUCAAGAGAAGGUUCCCAUUUUAUUGGAGCGACUGGCAAGAUGCCUGGGACUAUAGAGUUGUACCAGCAACAGUCUAUAUGUAUUUCGCAAAUAUUUUACCAGCAUUAGCCUUUUCGUUGGAUAUGUUUACGAAAACUAACAUGAGUUUUGGUGUAAAUGAAGUCUUGUUAUCAUCCGUUCUAGCAUCCGUAAUUUUUGCUAUUUUUGCAGCUCAGCCUCUAGUAAUUGUUGGCGUCACUGGUCCAAUAACUGUUUUUAAUUAUACCGUCUAUGAUAUCAUUACACCUCAUAGUAUAGACUUUUUUGCCUUUAUGGCUCUAGUAGGCUUGUGGUCUAUGAUUAUACAUUGGAUUCUAGCAAUCACUAAUGCUUGUAAUCACAUGAGAUAUGUCACCCAAUUUUCCUGUGACAUCUUCGGGUUUUACGUUGCAUUCAUUUAUCUACAAAAGGGUAUCCAGGUCCUCACUCGUCAAGAUGGAAAAGAACCCUUUUAUCUUUCCAUUUUAAUUGCUCUUCUUGUCUUAGUUGUUGGUUAUUUGUGCGGCCUGGUUGGUUUUAGUCAUCUAUUUCAACAUUACGUGCGUGUAUUGAUCAAAGACUACGGUACACCAAUCACACUAGUAUUUUUUACCGGCUUUGUCCACAUUGGAAACCUGCAAAAUAUAUCGCUCCAAACGCUUCCAAUAAGUAAGUCGUUUACCCCGUCCAAAGAUAGGGAUUGGCUCGUCCCUUUUUGGAACGCCAACUAUAGCGAUGUCCUUCUCGCCUUACCGUUUGCAAUUCUUCUAACGAUACUUUUCUACUUUGAUCACAAUGUCUCCUCACUCAUGGCUCAGGGAACCGAGUUUCCUCUUCGAAAACCGGCUGGCUUUCACUGGGACCUCUUUCUUCUCGGGUUAACUACUGGAAUUGCGGGAAUAAUAGGGGUUCCGUAUCCGAAUGGCCUAAUUCCGCAAGCACCAUUCCAUACUGAAUCCUUGUGUGUAAGACAUGCGGCCCAGGGAUUGAAAGGAGAUGAUAAAGUUAAAGUCUCUCGCGUUGUCGAACAAAGGGUUUCAAAUCUAGCUCAAGGGCUACUUACACUAGUAACAAUGACCGGCCCAUUUCUAUUAAUUCUCCACCUCAUUCCACAAGGUGUUCUUGCCGGUCUUUUUUUUCUUAUGGGUAUCCAAGCUCUUGAAGGAAACGGCAUGACUCUAAAAAUUCUUUUUCUAUUUAAAGAUAAAAGCUUUAUUCAGUCUUCGGAGCCACUCCAGCAUAUAAGACGCUCAGCUCUCUGGGCUUUUGUCGCCAUUCAAGUUUUUGGCUUUGGUGCUACUUUUGCCAUUACGCAAACUAUAGCGGCCGUGGGGUUUCCAGUAAUUAUUUUACUGUUGAUUCCUUUGAGGGUAUGCCUUUUACCAAAAUGGUUCACUGAAGAUGAAUUAAGGGCUUUAGAUGGUCCAGCUGCGAGCCCUUUUACAAUGAUAAGUGUAGGCGGGAUACAUGGGACUUCUUCAUGUCAGAUAGUGGGCGAUGUAAAUAUCGGUGAAAAAAAAGUGGCACAAAGCCAAUCUGGAGGAAUCCAAGUCGGCUACAACAGUUCAGACGUGUCGGACGAAGCCCGAGCACAAUUGCAAAUAAACCCAGAUCAAGUUCUAUCAUCAGAUGAUAUAAUAAGUAGCAGAUCCUAA